Molecule: messenger RNA, 4627 nt
Organism: Oncorhynchus nerka (sockeye salmon)
Lineage: Eukaryota; Metazoa; Chordata; Actinopteri; Salmoniformes; Salmonidae
Gene: cadpsa
Product: Ca2+-dependent activator protein for secretion a
Exons: 28
Coding region: 16-3852 (1278 amino acids)
Biological process (GO): synaptic vesicle exocytosis; positive regulation of exocytosis; dense core granule exocytosis
Cellular component (GO): glutamatergic synapse
Source: RefSeq, a predicted model, not a curated record
UCCAAGACCACCAACAUGUUGGACCCAUCUUCCAGUGAGGAGGAAGCGGAUGAGAUGGUAGAAGAAGAACGCAAAGAGGUGUUGGCACCAAAUACCGGGGGCGCACGGGUGUCACCCAGCCGGACCACCGAGAGUUCUGGUGGGCUCCAGCCCUCGAGCCGGGGAAGCAGUGCUCGCCCAUCCAGCCCUAGCCCCUCGGUGGCCAGCGAUAAGGAGAAAGAUGAUCUGGAAAAGAUGCAGAGGGAGGAGGAAGAGCGAAAGAAGAGGCUCCAGCUCUAUGUCUUUGUAAUGCGCUGCAUUGCCUACCCUUUUAAUGCCAAGCAACCCACCGACAUGGCCAGACGACAGCAGAAGAUCAGUAAGCAGCAGCUACAGACAGUGAAGGAGCGUUUCCAGGCCUUCCUAAGUGGUGACACCCAGAUAGUGGCAGACGAGGCCUUUAUCAAUGCAGUCCAAAGCUACUAUGACAUAUUUUUGAAAAGUGACCGUGUGUGCCGGAUGGUCCAGAGCGGAGGCUGCUCGGCCAGUGACUCGCGGGAGGUCUUCAAGAAGCACAUUGAGAAGCGUGUCCGCAGCCUGCCCGAGAUCGACGGUCUGAGUAAAGAGACGGUGCUCAGCUCCUGGAUGGCCAAGUUUGACACCAUCUACCGUGGAGAGGAGGACCCCAGGAAGCACCAGCAGCGGAUGACAGCCAGCGCAGCCUCAGAGCUCAUCCUCAGUAAGGACCAGCUCUACGAGAUGUUCCAGUCCAUCCUGGGCAUCAAGAAGUUUGAGCACCAGCUCCUCUACAACGCCUGCCAGCUUGAUAACCCAGACGAGCAGGCUGCUCAGAUCAGGAGAGAGCUGGACGGACGACUGCAGAUGGCAGAUCAGAUCGCCAGGGGCGCCAGGUUUCCCAAGUUUGUUUCCAAAGAGAUGGAGGCCAUGUUCAUAGAGGAGCUGAGAUCCUCAGUGAACCUGCUUAUGGCUAACCUGGAGAGCAUGCCCGUGUCCAAGGGAGGAGAGUUCAAACUGCAGAAGCUCAAACGAGGACACAACAGCUCUAUCAUAGACAUGGGCCAGGAGGACGAGAACACACUGUCCAAGUCUGAUGUGGUGCUCUCCUUCACUCUGGAGGUGGUGAUUGUGGAGGUUCAGGGGUUAAAGUCUCUGGCGCCCAAUCGAGUCGUCUACUGCACCAUGGAGGUGGAGGGGGGGCAUAAGCUCCAGACUGACCAGGCCGAGGCCUCCAAGCCAACCUGGGGGACCCAGGGGGACUUCACUACCACACACCCCCUGCCAUCUGUAAAGGUGAAGCUGUUUACUGAGAGCACAGGAGUACUGGCCCUGGAGGACAAAGAGCUGGGCAGGGUUGUGCUCCAUCCCACCCCCAACAGUCCCAAACAGUCAGAACUGCACAAGAUGUCCGUGUCCAAAGGCUGCCCUGACAGUGACCUGAAGAUCAAACUGGCCAUCCGCAUGGACAAGCCACAAAACAUGAAGCACUGUGGGUACCUAUGGGCUAUUGGUAAAAAUGUGUGGAAGAGAUGGAAGAAGAGAUUCUAUGUCUUGGUGCAGGUGAGCCAGUACACCUUUGCCAUGUGCAGCUACAGAGAGAAGAAGGCAGAGCCUAUGGAGCUGCUCACACUGGACGGCUACACUGUAGACUACACCGACCCUCAGCCAGGUCUGGAAGGUGGGAGGACCUUCUUCAACGCAGUGAAGGAGGGCGACACUGUGAUCUUUGCCAGUGAUGAUGAGCAAGACCGUAUCCUGUGGGUCCAGGCCAUGUAUCGGGCCACGGGCCAGUCCCACAAGCCUAUCCCCCCCACCCAGGUCCAGAAACUCAACAACAGAGCCGGUUCUGCGCCCCAGCUAGACGCACCCAUCUCCCAGUUCUACGCGGACCGGGCACAGAAACACGGCAUGGAUGAGUUCAUCUCAGCCAACCCCUGUAGUUUCGACCACUCUUCCCUAUUUGAGAUGGUCCAGCGCCUCACCUUGGACCACAGGCUCAAUGACUCUUACUCCUGUUUGGGCUGGCUCAGUCCAGGCCAGGUGUUUGUCAUGGAUGAGUACUGUGCUCGUAAUGGUGUGCGGGGGUGUCACAGACACCUGUGUUACCUGGGCGACCUGCUGGAGCGGGCGGAGAACGGGGCUAUGAUUGACCCCACCCUGCUACACUACAGCUUUGCUUUCUGUGCCUCACACGUCCACGGCAACAGGCCUGACGGGAUAGGGACGGUGACUGUGGAGGAGAAGGAGCGCUUUGAGGAUAUCAAGGAGAGGCUGCGUGUUCUGCUGGAGAACCAGAUCACACACUUCAGGUACUGUUUUCCAUUUGGUCGACCGGAGGGGGCCCUGAAAGCCACUUUGUCCCUGCUUGAGAGGGUGCUGAUGAAGGAUAUCGUCACCCCUGUGCCCCAGGAGGAGGUGAAGACAGUCAUCCGUAAAUGUCUGGAGCAGGCAGCCUUGAUCAACUACCAGCGCCUCUCAGAAUAUGCCAAAGUAGAAGGGAAAAAGAGAGAAAUGUAUGAGCAUCCUGUCUUCUGCUUGGCGUCUCAAGUGAUGGAUUUAACCAUUCAGAAUGUAGGGCGCUUAGUCACCCCUGCCAAAAAGCUGGAGGACACCAUACGUCUGGCCGAGCUGGUCAUCGAGGUCCUCCAACAGAACGAGGAGCAUCACGCAGAGGCAUUUGCGUGGUGGUCAGACCUGAUGGUGGAGCAUGCAGAGACUUUCUUGUCUCUGUAUGCAGUGGACAUGGAUGAUGCACUGGAGGUUCAGCCCCCUGACAGCUGGGACAGCUUCCCUCUCUUCCAGUUGCUCAAUGACUUUCUGAGGACCGACUAUAACCUGUGCAAUGGACAGUUCCACAAACACCUGCAGGACCUAUAUGCCCCACUGGUGGUGCGAUAUGUGGACCUCAUGGAGUCAUCCAUCGCCCAGUCCAUCCACAGGGGCUUCGAGAGAGAGUCCUGGGAGCCUGUCAAUAACGGCUCGGGGACGUCAGAGGACCUGUUCUGGAAGCUGGACGCUCUACAGACCUUCAUCAGAGACCUGCACUGGCCUGAGGAGGAGUUUGGCAAACACCUGGAGAGUAGGCUGAAACUCAUGUCCAGCGACAUGAUUGAGUCCUGCAUCAAACGGACGCGGGUGGCCUUUGAAGCCAAGCUCCAGAAGAGCAGUCGGACCACAGACUUCCGGGUGCCUCAGUCCAUCUGCACCAUGUUCAACGUGAUGGUGGAUGCAAAGGCCCAGUCAGCCAAGCUGUGUGCCAUGGAGCUGGGACAGGAGAGACAGUACCAUUCCCAAAUUGACGCUCUCAUAGAGGAGACUGUGAAGGAGAUGAUCACCUUACUGGUAGCAAAGUUUGUGGUCAUUCUAGAUAGUGUCCUAGCCAAACUGUCCAGAUAUGACGAGGGCACUCUCUUCUCCUCCUUCCUCUCUUUCACAGUGAAAGCUGCCUCAAAGUAUGUGGAUGUACCUAAGCCUGGGAUGGAUGUUGCCGACGGUUACGUGACCCUUGUGCGCCAUUCUCAGGACAUGCUGCGGGAUAAGGUCAAUGAGGAGGUUUACAUAGAAAGGUUAUUUGAUCAAUGGUACACCAGCACCAUGAACCUCCUGGGUACGUGGCUAACUGACCGGAUGGACCUGCAGCUCCAUGUCUACCAGCUGAAGAUCCUAAUCAGAGUAGCCAAGAAAAAGUACCGUGACUUCCGGCUGCAGGGCGUCCUGGACUCCACGCUGAACAGUAAGAUGUAUGACACGGUGAGGAACAGAUUGACCCUGGAGGAGGCCACAGCAUCGGUGAGGGAAGGAGGGAUGGCGGGCAUAUCCAUGAAGGACAGUGAUGAAGACGAUGAUAAUGUCUAGAUCAACCUCACGGGAUGAAGGGGCCAUUCGCAUCCGUCUUAACCUGUGAAUCAAUGCAUGUACUGUACCUACCAACUGUGUUAUUUUUCUCUGUCAGAUAGAAAUACCCACAAAGGAACAAAAAUACAAAUUAAUAACUGAAUAUAGAAAUUAUAAUGAUAUUGGUAUAGUAUAUAGUAUAUUAUAAUUAUUAAAUAUAUUUAAUUGUUUAACUAAAUUGUAGGUGUUUUAUGAAAAAAGUUAGCGGAGAUUUCUGGCUCAUUCUCCUAAAUCCACUCCUUAAUGUUCCUAAGCAAUAUGGAGAACCAUGUGUAUGUGGUGUUGAGUAAAAUGAUUGGGGGUAAUGCUUGGUGUGUCCAUGUUGAAUGCAAACCUGUUGAGGCGCUUUGUUAACGUACUGUGAAAACAGUAAUGGUACAUCAUUGUGAGGAGGAGAGUAGGACCUCCUAUUGUUCUUAUUCCUCUCAGAGCAAAUGUCUACUGCCUAAAGGGAACCAAACCACAGUCAGACAGACAACCUGUUUGUAUCUAGGUUGCAAUACAUUAUAAAACGUAGCUAUCCAUCCUCUUAACAACAUCAAUGUAGAAUUGACUUUUGUCGACUGAAUUCAGUACUACUACAAAAUGUUCCCUCACUGGUAAAACAUUUAGCCCCCUUUUUAAACAAUGUCGUUUUUUAAAAUGCAAUAUUUUCAUUGUUUCGUUGUUAUAGCUUGUGGAUGUAUUUAUUGAUCAUUUUAUGUUUAAAAAAAAUAUAUAUAUUUUUUUUUUUUUU